CACAGAAGUGUCGAGUAACGAGUUUUGAUGCUUCGACUUGCACUGUGACAUUUAUUUGAAAGCAUUCAAACAUUUUAAUCAUCAACUUUUCAAAGAAACAAACACGACAGAAGAGAAAACUAUCAUUGAAAGGAAAAGGAAAUCAUGCAAAGAUCAAUAUCAGUGAAUCAUAGACUACCACAAGUGAAAAAUAAAACGAUUCAUAUUCAAAAACAAUCAAAUCAUCGAUUCAUCUUAAAUCAAUUUAAUAAAAUCGGUUUACUCUUUUCAAUCUUUUCAGCUUUAUUGAUUGGAUUUUAUUAUUGGAUUGAUCCAAUCAAGUCUCGAUGGUAUAUCUUUGAUCCAAGUCAAAUCCAUCAACUCGCUCAAGAAGCAAUUGAGCUUUACCCGAAUUCGACCAGUGGUGUGAUUCAUCAUAUAGCCACUACUCUUCAAACUCAACAUUCAUCUCGUCAUAUAACGGUCGAUCCAUUCCCCUUAGGAGCUUUUAGUUCAGAAUCUGAACAUCCUGAUUGGCUUUUCAAUAAUGCAGGUGGAGCCAUGGGAUCGAUGUAUGUCUUACACGCUUCGAUCACUGAGUAUUUGAUUAUCUUUGGAACUUCGGUCGGUACUGAAGGUCAUACUGGGAGACAUACUGCAGAUGAUUACUUUCAUAUUAUUGAAGGUGAACAAUGGAUCAUGAAAGCUAAUUCAUUAAAAGCUGAGAAAUAUUUUAAAGGAUCUGUGAAUUAUCUUCCAAGAGGUGAAGUUAGACAAUAUAAGAUGCCAGAAGGAUGUUGGGCAUUAGAACUUGCACAAGGUUGGAUUCCACCGAUGAUGCCUUUUGGAUUUGCCGAUGGUUUCUUUUCGACUCUUGACUUUAUCACACUCUGGCAUACUACCCGUAUAACGGGUCGUGAGAUGUUGAGAAACUUGAUGGUUGGAAAGAUUUAAAAAGGAUUCGUAUCACAAUAUAUCUGGAAAAAAGACCAAUCUUAAGAAGACAAAAAGAUUCAAAAGAAAAUAUGUUCGUUCAAGGAUUCAAGUUUGAAUGAUAUAUCUUUACCAAUUCUUGCAUAAAUAUGGAUGAGUAAUUAAGGGUUAGAUUUGAGGAAGCACGUUCGUUGAGAUGGAUUCGUCUACUGGAGACUGUCAUGGAUUUAACACAAACUUGAUCAUCUAUUCAAUCAGCCAUAGCAUAUCUGAUAUCUUUAAUAUCCUACAAUUCACUCGUCAUAGUCAUGCUCACUUGAACUUGUAGAUCUUUAAUUUUGAAUGUUGUUGUUUUCAGAGUCCCUCUUGAUUUCUUGCAUUAUAUUUUGCUUGCUACAAAAAGAAUGCGUGGGAAUGGAAAGCACGAUA
Molecule: messenger RNA, 1341 nt
Organism: Melampsora larici-populina 98AG31
Lineage: Eukaryota; Fungi; Basidiomycota; Pucciniomycetes; Pucciniales; Melampsoraceae
Exons: 4
Coding region: 145-933 (262 amino acids)
Biological process (GO): ergosterol biosynthetic process
Cellular component (GO): endoplasmic reticulum
Source: RefSeq, a predicted model, not a curated record